AUGAGGAACAUCAGGGCAAGAAGGUUCUUGUUGGCGGGAGCUCUCGGUCUGCUGGUCCUCCAUCUCUGUAAAGAUUUUAUUGACCACAAAAACAUCAGCCAGCAUGUAAAAGAGGAUGAAAUUGUGACAAGGCAACACACCACCAAGAGCUCCUAUAUAUACUCCUGGCCAAGCUGUCAGAAAAACAUGAGUGUUGCCAACAUCACAGGCUUGAGCUCUCUUUCUGGCGACAUCAUCGACUUCCUGUACUAUCGACACUGUCGUCAUUUCCCCAUGCUGCUGGACCUUCCUGACAAAUGUGGAGGAGCUGAUAGAUCUGCAGAAGUCUUCCUGCUGCUGGUCAUUAAAAGCUCCCCAACCAACUACGAUCGCAGGGAGGUGCUCCGUAAAACCUGGGCUAAAGAGAGGUUGCACAACGGCGCGUGGAUUCGAAGGAUCUUCAUCUCAGGAACGAUGGAUAAAGGUUUUGAGAAACAGCGUCUGAACAAACUGCUGGAACUGGAGCAGCGAGAGUACCACGACAUCAUCCAGUGGGACUUUAAAGACUCCUUCUACAACCUCACCCUGAAGCAGAUCCUCUUCCUGGAGUGGAUGGAAAGAAACUGUCCAAACGCUCGCUUCCUGUUAAACGGUGAUGAUGACGUCUUUGCCAACACUGACAACAUGGUGGAGUAUCUCCAAGGCCUCAAGGACAACGACGGCAGCAAGCACCUCUUCACUGGCCAUCUGAUCCAGAAUGUGGGGCCCAUUAGACAAUCAUGGAGCAAGUAUUUCAUCCCAGUUCAGGUACAGGCGUCGAACUCAUACCCCCCAUACUGUGGAGGUGGGGGAUUCCUAUUAUCUGGCCACACAGCUUUGGUUAUAUACAAUAUGUCCAAGUCCAUUUCCAUUCUCCCCAUCGAUGACGUGUACAUGGGGAUGUGUCUGGCCAAAGCAGGACUUUCUCCUGCGUCUCAUAUGGGGGUGAAGACAGCAGGACUGCAGAUUCCCUCCAGCAAACUAGAUGGAUACGACCCCUGUUAUUAUAAAGAAGUCUUACUGGUACACAGAUUCCUUCCUGCUCACAUGUAUCUGAUGUGGCAAAGAAUCCGAGAUCCCAAUCUGAUAUGUGGACCUUCAAAGAAAAGCAGCAAACUGUAGCUGACAGGACGUGUUGACGCUCAGUGUCCAGCUCCAACAUGGUCUCACAGGAAUCCGUGGAAUAGCCACGGAUUCGCUCAAAUUUCUGUGAAACUGACACGAAUUUCCUUAUAAUGCAAGUUAACCCAUUGAGGCCUGAAAAACCGCUGGGCGAUUUUAAAAUAAGCCUCUAAUUUUCUGGAAAUUCUGGAAAAAUUCUGGAAAAAAAAGUGUGAACUCUUCUACUAAAUAAUAGAUUUUUCAGCCUCUGUAGCAGAUAGAAAUUAAAUUCAAAAAGUAUUUGAGAGCUUAUACAAAUACUACAAAACGACGUAAACGCUUUCCAGGCUUCAAUGG
This is a messenger RNA of Centropristis striata (black sea bass), 1476 nucleotides long. Its product is annotated as N-acetyllactosaminide beta-1,3-N-acetylglucosaminyltransferase 3-like. The record is from RefSeq and is a predicted model, not a curated record. Gene Ontology annotation, cellular component: membrane. NCBI's taxonomy places the organism in Eukaryota, Metazoa, Chordata, Actinopteri, Perciformes, Serranidae. The transcript has a single exon. Gene Ontology annotation, molecular function: hexosyltransferase activity. The coding region runs from base 1 to 1140 and encodes 379 amino acids.